Brettanomyces bruxellensis is the source of this 597-nucleotide messenger RNA. RefSeq lists its product as uncharacterized. Bases 1 to 597 code for a protein of 198 amino acids. Gene Ontology annotation, cellular component: cytosol; membrane; cytoplasm. Lineage: Eukaryota; Fungi; Ascomycota; Pichiomycetes; Pichiales; Pichiaceae. The transcript has a single exon. Gene Ontology annotation, molecular function: Rho GDP-dissociation inhibitor activity; protein binding. The record is from RefSeq and is a predicted model, not a curated record. Gene Ontology annotation, biological process: Rho protein signal transduction.
AUGGCUGAAGAUUUAAGCAAGGAACUUGUCCCUGAGGAAGUGCCUGGUUUCAAGGUUGGCCAGAAGAAAACUAUUGAAGAAUAUACCAAGUUGGAUGCCAAUGACGAAUCAUUGAACAAAUGGAAAAAAAGUCUGGGUCUUAACACGGGUAAGCCUUUGCCCGUUGCACCUGGGGAUAAAAGAACUGUUAUUGUCCUUUCCAUGGCUUUGAACAUAAAGGGUCAGGAUCCGGUAAUUAUUAAUUUAGAGAAAGAAGAUACGGAGUCUUUGAAAAAGAAAGAGAUCAAGUUUAAGAUUAAGGAAAACUCGAUAUACAAUCUAGUGAUCCGGUUUAAAAUACAGCAUGACAUCAUUACUGGUCUUCGCUACCUUCAAGGUGUGAAGAAGGCAGGUAUUACCGUUGAUCGUAUGGAUGAGCCUCUAGGGUCAUAUGCACCAAACACAGAGGAUAAACCAUAUUAUGAGAAAAAAUUCCCUGAUGUUGAGGCACCUUCUGGAUUUUUGGCCAGGGGAUCUUAUAAGGCUUUGUCCAAGUUUAUCGACGACGAUAAAACAACACACCUGGCUCUUCCAUGGAGCUUCCAAAUUACAAAAUAA